This is a messenger RNA of Eufriesea mexicana, 2106 nucleotides long. RefSeq names its product neuroendocrine convertase 1. The record is from RefSeq and is a predicted model, not a curated record. The transcript is spliced from 15 exons. Gene Ontology annotation, molecular function: serine-type endopeptidase activity. The coding region runs from base 1 to 2106 and encodes 701 amino acids. Lineage: Eukaryota; Metazoa; Arthropoda; Insecta; Hymenoptera; Apidae. Gene Ontology annotation, cellular component: neuron projection; membrane. Gene Ontology annotation, biological process: peptide hormone processing.
AUGACCAGUGUCUACCUUUGGUUUCUCACUUGUUGGAUCAUUUCGAGUAAUUUCCUGACCAACAUCCUGGGACACGAAGAGGGUCGGGAAGAAUGGGUGGUUAGAAUCCACGGUGGGCCACAAGUUGCAACCCUCUUAGCGUUGCAGAGCGGCUACAAGCAUCUCGGACCGGUCUUGGGAUUCAAGGACACGUACAUAUGGCUGAAAGAAUAUAACGGUGGUCACGAGAAGAGGGGUGGAAUACGUUUAACGAAAGCACUGAAUUCGAGUAACAAGAUCAUUUGGGCAGAUCAGCAGAAGGCGAUCGAGCGACAUAAACGCGAUUACGUGCCAUUAUCUAGCCUCGAUUCUGAGAAACCUCUGAUAAGGGAAAAGAGAGUGGAGCUAGAUCAAUAUCACUUGAACGGUAUAAAGGAGGACGGCAGAGAUUGGGAAGAAUUUUGGCUGGAUGGUCCCGAAGAUUCCAGGCUGAUGUUCAACGACGAACUUUGGGACCAAGAAUGGUACCUGCAAGACACGCGGUCGAACAAAGCUCUUCCCAAGCUGGAUCUGAACGUUCUACCCCUCUAUCGACUGGGGGUAACUGGUCGUGGCGUGAGAAUCGCAGUUUUGGACGAUGGCUUGGAGUAUACCCACGAUGACCUGCGAAAUAACUACGAUCCUAACAUAAGUUACGACGUGAACCAGGGGGACGACGACCCUUUGCCACGAUACGAAUUAUCAGGAAUGAACGGCCACGGGACCAGAUGCGCAGGGGAAAUAGCGAUGGAGGCAAACAACCGGAAGUGCGGCGUGGGCGUCUCUUUCGAGGCAUCCGUCGGCGGGAUCAAGCUGCUGGACGGCUUGGUGAACGAUCGCGUGGAGGGAGAGGCUCUCGGGUACAAACCGGAACUGGUGGACAUUUACACGGCCUCGUGGGGCCCAGCGGACGACGGGAAAAGUCUAGAGGCACCUGGAAGACUGGCUACAGAAGCGUUGGAACGUGGCGUCACGCUGGGCAGAAACGGCAAGGGCAGCAUUUACGUCUGGGCUUCCGGAAACGGAGGCUUGAAAUCGGACGACUGCGGAUGUGACGGAUACGUAGGAAGCAUUUAUACGAUCGCUGUGGGCUCUGCGAGUCAGACUGGCAGAUUUCCAUGGUACGGCGAGAGCUGUCCCGCGACAUUAGCAACCACGUACAGCAGUGGCGCUUAUCACGACCAAAUGAUAGCGACGACGGACUUAAGAAACACCUGCACCACGGGUCACACUGGCACUUCCGCGUCCGCUCCAUUAGCUGCGGGAAUCCUGGCCUUGGCUUUGCAAGUAAACAAAGAUUUGACCUGGAGGGACGUGCAACACCUCGUCGUUUGGACGUCGGAAUACAGUCCGCUCAGAGAGAACCCUGGCUGGUUCAAAAACUCCGCCGGAUUUUGGUUCAACUCACGUUUCGGCUUUGGACUUAUGAACGCGUACGCUCUGGUCUCUGCCAGUUCCAAUUGGACCACUGUGCCGGACAAGACCAUCUGUAAAGUGGACGUCGCGAAAAUAAUCGACAAGAAGCUGGCUUAUGGAAAUAGCAGGAGACUGCGAUUCGAGGCAGAGGACGAGUGUCGAUCGGCUGAGAACGAGAUUACGUUUUUGGAGCACGUGGAGAUCGAGGUCAGCCUCGAGUACAGUCUUCGUGGUGCACUUCAGAUUCAUCUGACUGCGCCCUCAGGUAUGCACUUCUCGUUUGCCUCGACUCGACAUAUUCAAGGGACAAAGGUGCAAUUGCUGAAGCCCAGAAAAUUCGACGACUCGCCUGUCGGUUUCGAGAAGUGGAAAUUUAUGUCCGUGGCAUCGUGGGGUGAGGAUCCACGUGGCAGCUGGUUCCUAGACAUUCUCGACGAGAUCGGGCCGAGGGAGAAUAAUGGCACAAUAGACGCGUUCUCGUUGGUUCUGCACGGGACCAGGGAAAUGCCACGGUAUCGCAAAAACGGGCCACGAAUUUACAACCAGGAUUACAACCGAAUUCGCAACAUCGACGAGAAUCAAUCGGUGGAACCCGUGCUCAAGAAGAAGCUGGGAUUACUCAUGCAAGAGACAAACGACAUCUAUGAGAAAGACUGGUCGGAGUUCCUCUGA